Akanthomyces muscarius is the source of this 3291-nucleotide messenger RNA. RefSeq lists its product as uncharacterized. The record is from RefSeq and is a predicted model, not a curated record. The coding region runs from base 1 to 3291 and encodes 1096 amino acids. The transcript has 6 exons. Lineage: Eukaryota; Fungi; Ascomycota; Sordariomycetes; Hypocreales; Cordycipitaceae. Gene Ontology annotation, biological process: nucleoside metabolic process. Gene Ontology annotation, molecular function: protein binding; catalytic activity.
AUGUCUGACGCUUCAUCUCAUCAUACGGACAUGCCACGACGAACCUCGCUAGCACCGGUGAUGUCCUUCAAAAAAAGCAAGACAAGUCAGGGCAACACCGAUGACGAGGGCCUGGUAGCUAGUUCUUCAAAGAGACAGAGGCUAAAGGACAGAACGUACACCAAAGCCGCCACGGCGAACGAUUUCUUUUACGAAGACUACACUAUCGGUUGGAUCUGUGCCCUUUGGAAAGAGAGGGCGGCAGCAAAGGCUAUGUUGGAUGUGGUACACGACACGCUACGAAGGGCCGAAAAUGAUAGCAACACGUAUGACUUGGGCAGUAUUGCCGGGCACAAUGUUGUCAUCGCAUGCCUUCCGUCAGGCUACCACGGUAACAAUAACGCGGCGAUUGUUGCGAGCAAUAUGCGCCGGACUUUUUCGUCGAUACGGCUAUGCUUGAUGGUUGGCAUUGGCGGCGGCGUACCCGGCAAAACAGACAUCAGACUCGGCGAUGUUGUUGUUGGCGAAGGAGUAGUGCAACACGACAUCGGAAAAAAUGUCGCCCGAGGCAGUCUCGCGCGAACGGGCCAUGUGAAUAGGCCGCCCCAGGAACUGCUAACGGCUGUCGCCAAACUCCGAGCAGAUCAUGAAAUAGGCUUCAGCCAAAUUCCCUACCAUAUCUCUGAGAUGCUCGAACGAUAUCCGAAAAUAACACAAAUCGUGCCGACAAUUGCGUCGUCUUCAGAUCAUGUGGAUCGUCAAAGACAUCUCUUGGACUCUUUGAAGUUUGAUCGAAUGGAUACACGCCGCACAAACAUUGAAGCAAAAUAUUCGACAACAUGCCAGUGGCUAUUGACCAGCUCUGACUAUGUGGACUGGCUAGACCCGAACCAAGCCGACAACCACCAUGGCUUUCUGUGGAUAAGAGGCAACCCUGGCACUGGCAAGUCGACGAUCAUGAGCUUUACUUGCAAAGAAAUGGUGAAAGAAAAAGAGAGGAUAGUCAUCUCCUUCUUCUUCAAUGCAAGAGGCGAUGGUUUGGAGCGCUCUACUCUUGGGAUGUACCGUUCUCUCUUGUUUCAGGUUCUGAGCGCAUUGCCAAGGCUCCUCGACGUGUUCGACGAGCCAGAACACAAGGCUUACCUGGAAGAGAUGCAUACUGCUAUGCUGGGCCACCAACACUUCGAGUGGCACAUUGGCGUGCUCCAGGAUUUACUUCGACAUGCGCUGGUGAAGCUCGGCCAAACAGUGUUGACAAUCUUCGUUGAUGCUCUUGAUGAAUGCGCUGCUGAUCAAGUUGAAGAACUCGUUGAGUACUUCGAAGGUGUCGGAGAAAAUGUAAUGCUGAAAGGAUCGCAGCUCAACAUUUGCUUCUCUAGCCGCUACUAUCCACAUCUCGACAUCCAGUACGGUCGGAAAAUUAAUCUGGAGGAUCAAGACGGCCACAAAAAGGAUAUUGCUAUGUACAUACAAAACAAGCUCAAGGUCGGCAAAAGCAAGACUGCUGAGGAGGUCAAAACAGAGAUUCAGACCAAGGCGAAAGGAAUCUUCAUGUGGGUUGUUCUGGUCGUCGACAUUCUCAAGGCAGAAUACAAGAACGGCCGGGUUUUCGACGUCAAGAAGAGGCUUUCUGCCUUGCCAGCCGAACUAGGCGACCUUUUCAAACAAAUUCUGUUACGGGACCAAAACAACCUCCGAGACCUGCAGCUUUGCAUUCGAUGGAUUUUAUUUUCAAGACGUCCAUUGAAGUUGGAGGAGUACUACUUCGCGGCUGUAUCUGGGCUCAAUCCUGGCGAGUUGCGGGCAUGGGAUCCAGUCGAGGUUACCACAGACGACAUGAGCAGAUUUGUCAUAAGCUCUUCGAAAGGGCUCGCAGAGACGACCAAAACCAAACUCCGAACGGUUCAGUUCAUUCACGAGUCGUGCAAGUCACGCUCAACUACAGCAAUGUUGUUACUCCUAUCUCGGAGUCGACACUUCAGGUUACCUGUGUCGGGCAAAUAUCCCUUUCUCAAAUACGCAACUCGCCAUAUUCUGUUUCAUGCAGAUGCUGCAGCCCAUUCUGCUUCACAAUGCGACUUUUUGGAUCGUUUUCCUCUCAAGGCCUGGAUUACUGUGGAUAACCUCUUCGAAACGCAUGAAUUCCGCCGCCACACGAAUGCAAGUCUUCUGUACAUUCUUGCGGAAAAGAACUUAGCAAGACUUAUUGAAGAAGCACUACGCUUUAACCCAAUGAAUGGAAUCAAAGGAGAGGUCAACGAAGAGCGAUACCAAUAUCCACUAUUUGUUGCCUUGGCUAAUGGUCAUCGAGAUGCCGUCAGAUCGUUAUUGCAGACAGAGGCUGUCCGCUUAGAAGAUGACAUCUUGGCGCGGCUGGAUUAUGGUUCAGAUUUUCGUGUAAGACGGGGGCAAACACCGCUGUCGUGGGCUGCCGCGAAAGGACACGAAGGUUUUGUCCGGCUACUGCUUGAGACAGGCAGUGCUGUGGAGGAGAAAGAUCUAUCAUCAGCGAAGGCAUUAGUAUUUGCGGCCGAGAAUGGACACACCGCUAUUGUGCAGCUUCUACUUGCGAAAAACCGCGAUAUUGGGGCGAGAGUUUCACAUUCAUCUUUGCUACUUCUCGCUGCCGCUAGAAAUGGGCAUUUUGCUGUUGUGAAGCUUCUGCUCGAGCAUGGCAGUGAUCUUGACGCGAGACAUAACUAUUUACGCACACCACUAAUGCAAGCUGCUGAGGGUGGGCAUAUUGAUAUUGUGCAGUUAUUACUUGAGAAUGGCGCAGAUGUUGAUUUGGAAGAUAAAAAUAGCUGGACGGCGCUCAUGUUCGCCGCUAGAGGAGGAGAAGAGGCUAUUGUGCGGCUGCUCCUCGAGAAAGGCGCAGAUAUUGAUAGGGGUUUUCACAAACACGGCAUGACGCCGCUGCACUACGUCACUACCUUAGGCGAUGAGGCUGUUGUACGGCUGCUCCUCGAGAAAGGCGCGGCUGUUGAUGCGAAGGAUAGCCUAAACCAGACGCCGCUACAUUAUGCCGUUUCAUCAGGCGACGAGGCUGUUGUACGGCUGCUCCUCGAGAAAGGCGCAGCCGUUGAUGCGAAGGAUGACGCGAAUUUGACGCCGCUAAGGAUAGCCGCUCAACUAGCCGACGAGGCUGUUGUGCAGCUACUGCUCGAGAGAGGCGCAGCUAUCAAUACGGAGCAUAAGAUAGACAAGACGCUAUUGGUAGCAGCUGCUAGUUGGGGCAACGAGGUUAUUGUGCAGCUACUCCUCGAGGCGCAGCUGUUGAUGCGAAGGAUAACGCGAACGAGACGUCGCUAA